This is a messenger RNA of Myxozyma melibiosi, 878 nucleotides long. RefSeq names its product dienelactone hydrolase family protein. Bases 87 to 803 code for a protein of 238 amino acids. NCBI's taxonomy places the organism in Eukaryota, Fungi, Ascomycota, Lipomycetes, Lipomycetales, Lipomycetaceae. The record is from RefSeq and is a predicted model, not a curated record. Gene Ontology annotation, molecular function: hydrolase activity. The transcript has 2 exons.
UUAAUGCUGUUGCCUUGCAUUGAGUAGUUGAGUGGGCUCAGAGCUGUUGCAUUGCUGUGCUCUGCCUGCUGCCCACCUAUGCGCUGAUGUUAAGGCCGACAUCAAUUCAACCCAUCAUCACUUCACCACUCAUCCCUAACACCCCUCUAGUUCAGACCUACAUCUCCGGCGAGAAGGGUACCGGCAAGAAGGUCAUCUUCUUGAUCACCGAUAUCUUCGGUGUUGUCUUCAACAACGCCAAGCUCAUCGCCGAUGACUUCGCCGCCCAGGGAUACCUCGUCGUCGUCCCCGACCUCUUCAACGGCGACCCCGUCCCCUGGACCUACUUCGAGAAGCUCCAGGAGUACGACCUCGGCACCUGGCUCGGAAAACACCCCAAGGAGGUCACCGAGCCCCUCGUCGAGUCCGUCCUUGCCAACAUCAAGGCCGACUUCGCCCCCACCUCCAUCGCCGCCAUCGGCUACUGCUACGGCGCAAAGUACGUCGUCCGUCUCCUCGGCGCCAACAAGAUCGACGUCGGCGCCAUCGCCCACCCGUCCUUCGUCGACGACGAGGAGGUCGAGCUCGUCCGCAAGCCCUUGAUCAUCGAGGCCGCCGAGACCGACCCUAUCUUCCCUGUCGAGAACAGAAUCAAGACCGAGGCCAUCCUCACCAAGAACAAGGCCAUCUACGAGAUCACCGUCUUCUCCGGCGUCUCCCACGGCUUCGCUGUCCGUGGUGAUCCUACCGUUCCCCAGACUCUCUACGCCAAGGAGCGCGCUUUCUUCAACAUGGUUGCUUUCUUCAGCUUCCACAUGAAAUAGGCACUUUACUUUGAAUGAGUGAUGUACUAGUUAAGACAAAUAUACUGAUAUCUAUACUAUAUAUACUAUAAAUAU